AUGACACCUCUUGUUGAUGUAGUCGCAAUCGAUGCAAGUUCAACUCUUGUUGAGUUCCACAAUUUGUGGGUGAUUCAUCAAUAUUCAAGGGUGCCUGCUUUUGAGCAGCGGAUUGACAAUAUAGUAGGUAUAGCAUAUGCUUUGGACCUACUAGAUUAUGUUCCAAAGAAAGUACUACUGUGGCAGAUAUGGCUCAUAAACCUGCAUACUUCAUGCCCGAUUCAAUGUCAGUCUGGAAUCUCCUUAGAGAGUUUCGAAUCAGGAAGGUUCACAUGGCUGUUGUUCUUAAUGAAUAUGAUAGUCACCUUGGAAGAUGUGGUUGAGGAGAUUGUUGGUGAAAUUUUCGAUGAAAAUGAUUCAAAAGGGGAGAUCCAGAAGAAAACCGGCUAUAUCGUAAUUCGAGCAGAGGGUAUCUUUGAUGUUGAUGCUAAUACAUCUAUUGACCAACUUUCCGAAGAUCUAAACAUCAAAAUUCCAGAGGUAUAUUACUUUUAUAACUCAUUAUUAUUGAUAUAAUCCUCGUGCAUAAAUUUCAUUUUAUUUGUUAGCUUCUGCUAGUUUA
Hibiscus syriacus is the source of this 562-nucleotide messenger RNA. Its product is annotated as DUF21 domain-containing protein At1g55930, chloroplastic-like. The transcript is spliced from 6 exons. NCBI's taxonomy places the organism in Eukaryota, Viridiplantae, Streptophyta, Magnoliopsida, Malvales, Malvaceae. The record is from RefSeq and is a predicted model, not a curated record. Bases 1 to 516 code for a protein of 171 amino acids.